Molecule: messenger RNA, 474 nt
Organism: Glarea lozoyensis ATCC 20868
Lineage: Eukaryota; Fungi; Ascomycota; Leotiomycetes; Helotiales; Helotiaceae
Exons: 1
Coding region: 1-474 (157 amino acids)
Source: RefSeq, a predicted model, not a curated record
AUGUUCAAUCACCUCAAGCUCCUCAUCACCUCCACCCUCAUAUUCUCUUCAUCUGUUCUCGCUCUCCCCACAGCGGAACUCACUCCACGAGGCACACUCCACCCUUGCUCAGUCAAAGUCGACCGCUGGUAUCAAAACAGCUUCGACACCUACUACUUCUCAAAACCACUACUUCCAAGCGGCGAUGGAGACUACAGCGGGAAUUUCUUUACACAAGAAUCCGACGUAACUCCUGUAGGCGGGGAACUGGUGGAACACAAAGUCGGAAGCUACGUCCUGUACAUCUAUAACCUCGCGAAUGCCGCUGAACCAGGACGCAUACAUGAUGCUGGGAAGCUGAGCUUUUCGUGGGGAAAUCAGACUUGGGAUUCUUUUUCGCCGUGUAGUCCGUGUGUUAUUACGCCUGUGGGAACGAACCCGGCUGCGGGUGCUGCGUCGGUUGCUUGUAAUUUUCAGUGUGAUGUUUUUUCAUAG